Molecule: messenger RNA, 918 nt
Organism: Mya arenaria
Lineage: Eukaryota; Metazoa; Mollusca; Bivalvia; Myida; Myidae
Product: proteasome maturation protein-like
Exons: 6
Coding region: 18-566 (182 amino acids)
Biological process (GO): proteasome assembly
Cellular component (GO): nucleus; cytoplasm
Source: RefSeq, a predicted model, not a curated record
ACUUUAUUGGUAAGGAAAUGCCUGCACUCCAAACUUUCCUGUCAGAUGAACAUUCUUUACGACUCACAAAAUUUUACGUUAACACCGCUUUAAGUGACGUCAUCGGAGGGAUUUCCUGUCGUUUUGGAAUUCCGGUAUCAAAAUAUUACAACAUGACAAGUAUUCGUCCAGGUAUGGAGGGUAACCAGACUGUGAGCCUGCCGGAGGGGAAAUAUGGGGUGCCGGAUAUGAUGAUGCAUGGGUUUCAGAAUGCCAGCGGUGGAAAUGCACCAGUACACCCACUUGAGUUCUCAGAGAAAAAUUGGCAUGAGAACCGGAAGCUGAUGGACUUCCAGAUGCUCAGAAAUAUGCAGGGUCUCCAUGCUCCCCUCAGACUGCAGAUGGAGUUGAAUGUUGCCAGCAAGAUGCGUCGACUCCCAGGUCUGGCAUCAUCCCGUGUUCUUGAGAACAGCCUUACUGGCCGUGACAUGCUUCUAGACUUCGAGGAUGUCUUUAAUGAUGCAGACGAAAUGCCCCAGAUCACUCAGCCCCACAUACAGAUGGAGAAGAAACUUCACAUCCUCUGAUCUCAUCCGGCAUUGGUCAGCAUCUGCCAUCCAUCCAUUCACUGUGCAACAAGUGCUGAAUAACAUGGGGGCCACAAAGGACUUUCUUCAAUGUUAAUUGAUCUUUUAGAUCUGGAUACCACACAUAUGCAAUUUAGUUAUUCUAAAAUGGAGAAUUACUUAAUGGGCUUUUGCAUGCAGAUGCAGCAAAAUCAGUUUUGCAAUUGAAUGCAAUGGCUAACUUUGCUUUUCAAAGAACAAUACACUUUAGGUUAUCGUUGAGUGUUAAUUUGCUUAAAAGAACUGUUAUUGGGACCCUCAUUUCCUUACGUAUCAUGUUGUUUGUAUUUAUAAAUAAAUUUAUAAAUCCUGG